AUGCAGGACCCACUCCAACCCGCUCGCCGUGGCCCAUCGCGUCGCACCCGUCCAUCACUAGCAUCAAUGCCUGAUAGUGGCUUUCAACCUUCAAGACCACAAACACAAGACAACUCUCGAAACAGUACAUUCCCACGCUCAUUUUCAUUAUUUCGAAAUAACAAUGUUCUUGAGGAACACCCACCAGAGGCGGACACAUUCAAUUUGGGUGUCACGUCGCAAUUACUCGAAUCGCCAACAAGAGAUCCAGAAACAACAAUACGGGGUUCUCGAAGUCAUACAAUGAGGAGCAUGCGCUCCUUUCGUUUUCCAUUAGGGGGCGGCGGAAGUGUUAAGAGCACUAGUGGAUCACAAUCAUUAUCGCCUAACUCAAUAUCAAGAAGUCAAACAAUCAGCUCGGCUUGGAGUGGAAUGAGCAAUCGAUUAUUUACAGAUUCUGCGGUGGGAACAGUAAGCGACAAACCAACAACAGACGAACUCUUCUCGUCGCAAUUUAACAAACUUGCGAGAAAACAUGGCAUUCAAUCAUUUCCCGACAACUACAAGACUGAGCCUGCCGGUUCAGUAUCGGUAUCGAGUGCGUCGAAUGCUAACAACAGCUCUGGAGACUCAACGCCAAUUAUGCAUGGAAACCGACUUUGGAAUAAGUUGCUCGGUAGAACACCAUCAUCGAUCGAUAUUUCAAAAAGUUAUGGGAACAUGAAGUUGUCUUUGGGGCGCAGGAGGGGCAGCAGCAUUGGUGAUCUUGCAGCGAUUGGACGGGGGAAGCGGGAUUCGUUGAAGGGUAUGCAUUUGGAGGAUAUGAUCCGAUUGGGCGGCGUUUCGCCGUUUACAUUACCCGAGGGACUGUCGCCUGGCGAUCUUUUGAUUCCAACGUGCAUGCAUGCUUCUGCAUCUUACAUAUUGACCCAUGGCCUCAAAACUCCUGGAUUAUUUCGAGUUGCUGGUAACCUCAAUACCACUUAUUCGCUCUAUGACUACUACCAAAGACAGUUCGAAGAGAACAAUAACGAAGCGGUUGUUCAGACAAUAGCUCUUGCCAAACUCCCUACCAGCAUCAAGUUUCACGUCCAUGAUGUCGCUCAUCUCUUUAAGAAGCUCCUCCACGGACUUCCUGGUGGACUUCUUGGCUCUCCUGCAGUUUUCCAGGCAUUGUACAACGUUCACUCGUUUGUCUACCCUGACCCAUCACUCGGGGAACAGAUGUCUCGGAAAGUAAAGCCUCGCAUGAUUGCUCUAGCUAUCGCCUCUAUCAAUCUUCACUUUAGGAUCGCCCUAAUCUGUGCCGUCUUUGGUCUUUUGAGAGCUGUUAGCCUUGCUUCAGAGCAAGAGCAAGAAUCCAAGAUGAAGGACCCUCACAAUCUUUUCGAGGCAAUGAAGGAGGAUGCGCUAGGGAUAAUCUUUGGACCUCUACUCUUAGGUGAUAAGUCAGAGCAGAUUUUAUUGCAGGAGAUGGACGACAGGGGUGGUUUACUUGUACUACCAAAGAUCUCACCUGUGCCAGAUAUCAGCUCAAAGCGCGGAAGGUACUCUCACCGACACAGCAGUGCUUAUAACAAGAUGCAAAACGAAAAGACAAAGCGCGCUGCUGUGGUGUGUGAUAUGCUUAUCAAUAACUGGGAAGAGAUAUCUUACCAGCUGAAGAAGAUCGAUGCUUUGAAUAUUACUGCCCAAGCCUAUGAUCUCCCUUCGCUUAAGCAAGAACUUCCAGAAGAAAACCAAGAGGAAAGGUUACUGUCACAAUCUAUACGGGCGACGAAAACAGCAUCUAUGCGUAGCCGUCGGGGUGUUAGCACAAUUCGUAGCAGAGUUGCCUCCGAUGACGAGUCCAUCCUACCCUUUCAAGGUCUUAACCCACCGUCAUUCCACAAGCCACCGCCGCAAAUUGGAGAUCUUAUGCAAUUCUCCACUCAUGACACCCUUAAGGAGGAUGACGAAACUCCAUAUCUUAGCGCACCACCAUAUCUGUCAAUGCCAAUGAGUACAGUUCCUGAGGCACCCUCUCCAAACAGAUCACCUACCAGAUCUAUAGGCGCCAAGUCUACUCCUGGGUCGCCAAACUGGAUUGCUCACAAUCCUGAGACACCCAUACACACACCUAGCCGCAGACCCAAUUUCAGUGUAAAGCCCUCCCAGCUCAGACAAGUAGCAGAUUACGAUCCAGCAACACCGAGCUCAGCAUCUAGCUCAUCAAACAGCUCAGGUGCCUCUUCACCAGGGCUUGAGGUUGCUGCUCAAGCUGCCACAAGACUCCAACGUGCAUUCCUCGGUGGUCAAACAAGGAUGGGAAGCGAUAACACCAUCAUUGCAUCCGAAAUGCUACCGGAAAAACCACGUGUGCCUUCAGAAACUCCGACUGAGAUUCCGGACUUUGAGUUCACUCCUACGAACUUUAGAGACUUUGACCUUGGGGAGUUCUCUCUUAGCCCAGACCCAGAGACAACUCCAAAGCCUUUGAACAUCAAGAACAAGAUACCAAAGACAAGAACUAUACCUGCGUUCUCGAUCUUCGAAGACAAGACCAAAUGCAAGUCGCCUGUCCUUGCGAGCCCCAUGCUCACCUUGACAAGACCCAACGCAAGGUCUGAGGUCAAGCUUACCCACAAGGCCACAAAGUCUAUGUCGAAAGUUCCUAUGCGUCCACCAACACGUCGCAACCCAUCGGAAUCCCCAUCACGCCCUACCACUGCUCCUCUUCAACCCGCAACACCGAACCUUCACCUUCGAGGUAUCUCAAUCGACAGUGAUGUUGAUGAUCGGUACGUCUGGAGAGAAGAUCAUACCGAGGCACCUUCUCCAACCAAAAAGCGUGGUAACUCUGCGCUUCAUAUCGAGAUUCGAAGGUUGCAACGACUUUUGGAUGUAAAGACCGAGGAAGCUGCGCAGGCAAAGAAGGACUUGGAAUUGGCACAGAAUGUUGCCAACGCCGGUGCUCUGAGCCAUAUGUUGAGGGAGGCCCAAGAGGAAGUGAAAGUCUGGAAGAAUCGUGCAGAGUGGGCUGAGAAACAACUGAGAGCAAAAGGCAUUAUGGAGAGCAGAAGGGGCGUAGAAGGUCCUCGUGCUAUGGGUGUACCAAAGAACCCGCCCAUGAGAUACAGCUUGGGCUAA
Molecule: messenger RNA, 3108 nt
Organism: Morchella importuna
Lineage: Eukaryota; Fungi; Ascomycota; Pezizomycetes; Pezizales; Morchellaceae
Exons: 2
Coding region: 1-3108 (1035 amino acids)
Biological process (GO): signal transduction
Source: RefSeq, a predicted model, not a curated record